AUGGAGGAGGUUGGAUUCCAGGCAGUAGAGACAGACAGCAAGCUAUUUGAACAUUCUAAUGCCUCUGGGAAUUUGAUUUUUAAAUGCGAUACGAAUGAAAACACAAAAAAUACAGUCUCGGAUAGAGUUCCAGUUCCUGAAAUUACAGAUCAAAUAAACAUUAAAAUUGAGCCUGAAGAAGUGAAGGUUGAAAGCUGUCUUGACAACAGUGAAAAGUACUCUGUUUUGGAAAUAAUGGAGGAAUUCGUAAUCAAAGAUGAGUGUAAUGAUGAUGACAUGUUCUUAGGUACAACUACAGAAACAGUUUCCAAUAGUACGUUGAAACAGAAAACUAUGGUGAAGCAGCAGUCUGUAGCAUGUAAAAAAUUGAGCAAAAAUUUAGUUUAUUGUCAUAGUUGUAAUUAUUCUGCUAGAUCUAAGUAUAUUCUGGUUAGUCAUAUGAAAGAACAUAGAGACCUAAAGAAACAUAACAACGUACAAGGUUCUAGCUAUAAACAUAACACGUGUAUACACUGUAAUGCAAAGUACAGUUGCAAAAUGACUCUAGAUAAUCACGUCAUGAGAAAACAUUCUGAUCUUGUUGCGUCCGUUUCUAGUAAAACUCAUGAAUGUUCACAUUGCGCGUAUAAAACAACCAUUAAGAGUAGUUAUAGGAAACAUAUGCUAAAACAUUCAAAGACAGCAAAGACAGUAGAUAAGUCUAAAUCCGGCAUAUGCAUUCACUGUAAGGCAAAAUUCAAAGCAGCUGCAGAGUCUGCUGAAAGCUUCUCACCAGCCAAAUCUAACUCGCGUACACCAUGCCUGAAUUUAAAGUUCCUUAGCCAGCCGUUACUAGCCUUAAAAGAUGAAUAA
Molecule: messenger RNA, 852 nt
Organism: Acanthoscelides obtectus
Lineage: Eukaryota; Metazoa; Arthropoda; Insecta; Coleoptera; Chrysomelidae
Source: the annotation of a GenBank genome assembly